Messenger RNA from Acanthosepion pharaonis, 594 nucleotides. Lineage: Eukaryota; Metazoa; Mollusca; Cephalopoda; Sepiida; Sepiidae. The record is from the annotation of a GenBank genome assembly.
AUGCCUGUAAAUAGUCGAAACUCCAGUGGGGAGCGGCGUGUGAGUUACUGGGGUGGUGGUGCGGUUGAAUACAAAGUCCUUCUCGCCAACGUGUUCUUCCCACCGCCAUUAAUGUUGGUUGGUUCCACAGCUGCGCUGACGACGUUGGAGGCGAAGGCUGAAGCGUGCGAGCAGCGGCGGUGUCGACAGAAUGCAGAAAGAGAAGCCGUAAAAAAAAAAAAAGAUGAAACUAUUUCUGAGGUUGGCACCGGCCAAGCAGUAAAUGGAAUGAAGCCCCAUCAGUGUCCGUUCCUUCUUUCCCCACUCCUCUACUUACGCUUUCUUUCUUUCUUUCUUUCUUUCUUUCUUUCUUUCUUUCUUUCUUUUCAUUCCCUUUCAUCUUUUCGCCCUUUCCUCUUCCCUAUCCCUUUUUUUGUCUUCCCUUCCUUCCUCCGCCUUUUUAUCUCCCUUUUCAGAAUCUCAUUCACCAAAUCGUAUAUAAUUCCGUUCCACUUUUCUCAACUUGCCGUCAUCACCCUUUUUUUCUCCUCCCUUGAUAAACAUGAACCACAUUGUCGUCUUCCCGGCAUAUCCUUUACUGUGCCUCAAGGCUAA